Bipolaris zeicola 26-R-13 is the source of this 963-nucleotide messenger RNA. RefSeq lists its product as uncharacterized. NCBI's taxonomy places the organism in Eukaryota, Fungi, Ascomycota, Dothideomycetes, Pleosporales, Pleosporaceae. Bases 1 to 963 code for a protein of 320 amino acids. The transcript has 2 exons. The record is from RefSeq and is a predicted model, not a curated record. Gene Ontology annotation, molecular function: protein-malonyllysine demalonylase activity; protein-succinyllysine desuccinylase activity; NAD+ binding.
AUGGCCUUUUCGGCCGCCAGACCGAGCUUGGUCCCGCAGGAGGAGCUCGAGAGCUUCCAACAGCACUUGGCCAAGUCGACACGCAUUCUUGCACUGCUGGGUGCAGGAUUAUCAGCUUCAUCAGGGCUACCGACAUUCAGAGGCGCAGGCGGACUGUGGAGGACACACGAUGCAACGUCGUUAGCCACACCAGAAGCAUUCGAGCGGGACCCAGCACUGGUAUGGCAGUUCUAUAGCUACCGGCGGCAUAUGGCGCUCAAAGCAAAGCCCAAUGCCGCUCACUAUGCGCUUGCCGAGCUGGCACGCAAAAAGGACGAGUUCAUCACACUGAGCCAGAACGUCGACGGCCUCUCUCCCCGUGCCCAGCAUCCACCUGAGAAACUCAAGCUCCUCCACGGUUCGCUCUUCGACGUCAAAUGCUCGGACUUCUUCUGCAAGCACUUUGAGCGCAACAACUUUACCGACCCCAUUGUACCCGCUCUCGCUAUCCCUAGCGACGAGUCCGACCCCACGACUGACUCGGCCCUCGCUGCCCGCGAACUCGACAUCUCGGACAUAAACGUAGACCUCCCUGAGCUUGACUACUCACACCUCCCCCCCUGCCCCGAGUGCAAGCGUGGUUUGCUGCGACCCGGUGUCGUCUGGUUCGGCGAGGCAUUACCGAGAUCCGUUAUAGAUGAUGUCGACGCGUUUAUGUCAGAUAAGCGAGGUAUAGAUCUCAUAAUGGUGAUUGGUACAUCUGCUAAGGUCUACCCCGCCGCGGGUUACGUUGAUCUUGCACGAUCAAAGGGUGCAAGGGUUGCCAUCAUCAACAUGGAUCUAAACGAUGUGCCCGCUAGCGGCCUGCACAAAGGCGAUUGGUUCUUCCAGGGCGACGCAGCGCAGAUAGUGCCUGAUUUGCUGAGGAACAUAAUUGGAGAUAUUGAUCCAGAAAAAAUGGGCGACGCAGCUAGGGAAACGUGA